Triticum aestivum (bread wheat) is the source of this 1720-nucleotide messenger RNA. RefSeq lists its product as uncharacterized. The transcript is spliced from 3 exons. Lineage: Eukaryota; Viridiplantae; Streptophyta; Magnoliopsida; Poales; Poaceae. The coding region runs from base 179 to 1480 and encodes 433 amino acids. The record is from RefSeq and is a predicted model, not a curated record.
CACCACUUAACACACUUGCCUCUCCGCUGCCAUGGCUUCCUCGGAUGUUCCAUGCUCUUCCUUCCACGCCACAUCCUCUUCCUCAUGGUGCGCUUAAGAGUUCGACAGUGCCUGCUCACCUCGUUCCGUCGACUCAAUUCCCGUCGGCGCUGUUCGAGGCAGAGUGCCACCAUCGGCCAUGCCAUCAGCUAUCGUCUCGUCCCUAUGCACGGAGCAGGAGGUCGAAACGAUCAGCGUGAGGCACGACAUCCCAGAGAAGCUCACUCGGUGCCUUGCGGGCAACAAGCCCGUGUGCGCGCCGCCGGACGGCGGCGUCGGUGUGUACGUGGACGCGCUGGAGGCCGGGAUGCACUUCCCGCUGCACGGCUUCUUCCGCCAGGUGCUCGCACACUUUGGCCUGGCGCCCAGCCAGUUCACGCCCAACGGGUGGCGUGUUAUGGCCGGAUUCGUCGUGCUCUGCCACAAGUCCGGCGUGGAGCCGCCGCCUCUGGCCGUCUUCCGCCACUUCUUCUCGCUCCGCGCGCGCGGGGGAUGGUACCACUUCCGGGCUAAGGACGCCGCCGGGGGGCUCUUCACAAAGCUGCGGAAGGUCAAGGGCUGGAAAACACGAUUCUUCUUUUUGACCUCGCCGGAGCCGUGGCAGUUCCCCGCUUGCUGGGGCGGCCCCCCGCCCAAGAGUUCCACCGGUGAUCCGCUGCUCACGGACGAGGAGAAAACAUUGGCAAAAAAGCUUCUGGGCGCAAACUUCUCUGCUCAGUUACCUGCACAGCCGCCGCCUGCUGUUCGAAUCAGAGGAAUCAAUCCAUCUUCUGACGAGAUGACCGAGAAAAUGCCGGCAGCACGGAUGAAUUUGCGGUCGUCCGGGAGGAAGAGGAAGCUAGAGGAGGCCAACGCAAAUCAGGGAGUGCCAACGGUGAAGUCGCCGCCUGCAGCCCAUGGGGACAUGGCCGACACGGAGGCCACACAGGAGGCGCUGCAGGCCAUUCUCGCGGCCUCGCAGGGGUCGGUGUUCGCGGCGGCGAAGCCAUCCGACGUCGUCGCAUUGAGCCACGAAAAAGUGCUGCAGGGUUUGAGCUACGUGUCGUUCUUCCUGGAGCGCACCAUGGACCUGCAGGAGAAGGUGACCGCUCGGGAGGGCGAGGCCGCCGCGGAGGCUGCGGUGUUGCGGCAGGAGCUGGAGAGUGUGAAGGCCGAGCUGGCCGAGGUCAAGGACGCGGUCGGUGCGGUGGAGCUGGAGAACGCCAAGGAGCUGGCGAUGCAGGAGUUCCUUGGCUCCGAGGAGCACGCCCGUCGAGCUCCAGGGCUACGAUGCGAAGGGGUACGAGCGCGGCGUGGAGGACACGAGGAUGACCAUGCUCCGGCACUACCCACACCUCGACGGCAGGCGGCUCGUCGUGCCGCCGGAAGGGCCGUAUUGAUUGUAUCGUUCUGUCGUCGAUCGAUCCUUUUGGAGUCGGAGCUAUCCUGUGGUAUUAUCUGAAGAAUUCUGUAUUGCUGAGCUGCCGUGGGAACUCAACUGUUUAGCUCUUUAUUUUCUUUUGAAAACAUCAAGUAGACUGUACGAAGACCAGAAUGCUCAACUUAGAGAACGCUUGGAGAAGAUCGAAGUUUGCUCUUCAGCUGUGGGUUGCGAAUGCAGCAAUAUUCAGUAGGUGCCGAGCCUAUGAUUUUGGUAUUUAAUUAUAUACUAGCAAACAUGCCCGUGUGUUGUAACGGGUGA